This is a messenger RNA of Mya arenaria, 2168 nucleotides long. Its product is annotated as neurotrypsin-like. NCBI's taxonomy places the organism in Eukaryota, Metazoa, Mollusca, Bivalvia, Myida, Myidae. Gene Ontology annotation, cellular component: membrane. The coding region runs from base 1027 to 2040 and encodes 337 amino acids. The record is from RefSeq and is a predicted model, not a curated record. The transcript is spliced from 12 exons.
CAAUAUUUUUCAACUACUGAUGGCUCUUAUCUUACGUAAAUUACACAAACACCUUCCUUAUGGUCGGCAGAAUUCCAUUGCAUUUAAUUUUAGCGAUUUAUUCUUUAUCAUUAUCGUGCAAAGGUAAGAUUUUGCCCCAAAACAAUCUGAUCCUUAUGUCAUCAUGUACUUCUUGCUUAAUCCUUUUGUCAAAAGAUGCUACACCCUACGACAGAUGUAGAAGAAAGCUAUUUUAGAUAAGCAUAAUUAGGAAAUCUGAGGCACAAUAUUGUUAACUUCUUGGUUUUAUACACAGACAUCGUGUUCAAUAAUAUUAUAUCAAAACUAGGAACAUGCGAAAACAAAAUUGACUGCCUAUCGUACGGACUGGAUGCAUGUCACAACCAGGUAUAUGAGCCAUGGUUGACGAGGAACUGCGCCCGGUUUUGUGGGUUCUGUGAAAUCCCUGUUCCAAACAUCUCUGAAUGCAUUGACGCACUGGACAAUUGCCACGAGUAUGACAGCGGCACCUUGUGUACGGACCCGACGUUCUAUGUGUGGGCGCAUCACAACUGCAAGGGCUACUGUGGCUUUGAUCGAUGCAAUGAAACGUGUACGGACAAUUCUGACAUCGAUUGUGCCCGGUAUAAUGAACAAUUUAACAUCUGUUCCGAUGCAACAAAAGCACAUGCUUGCAGGAGAUUCUGCGGCUUUUGUUCCUCUCGUGAUGGUGGCUGGUCCGAGUGGGGCACAUGGAACGGAUGUGACGUCACUUGCGGUACCGGGACGCGUCAUCACGUGCGCACGUGCACCAACCCUGUACCGCGGUUUGGUUUACCUUGCCAGGGAAAUAAUAGUGAGACAGGCGUGUGCACAUUGACUCCUUGUCCGGUAAAUGGUGGAUGGAGUGGUUGGGGUGUGUGGGGGUCGUGCUCGGCUACAUGUGAUGUGGGAAUUCAGAAGAGAAUUAGGAGUUGUACCAAUCCUGCACCAGCGUACACUGGGAACCAUUGCUUCGGCGAACCAUCCAAUUAUCGUGUGUGUAAUAUGCCAGCAUGUGCAGACGGAGUUUGGUCGUCAUGGGAAAGUUGGAAAGCGUGCACUGUUUCUUGUGGAGGAGGAACCAAGCGCCGGCAACGGCAUUGCAAUAACCCAGCACCAUCACUUCUAGGACGAUACUGUGACGGAAGCUCGGAACUGACCUCAAUAUGCAAUAACAGUCCUUGUCCUGUCACAAAUGGUGGAUGGUCAAGUUGGGAACGUUGGUCAACAUGCAGCGCUUCCUGUGGUGGAGGAGUCCAACGUCGUCAUCGGAAUUGCAAUAAUCCAACGCCAUCUGUACUCGGGCGAACUUGUGCCGGAACGAAUGAGCAGACAAACAUUUGUAACAGCUUCAACUGCUACGCAAAAGUUCGUUUGGCGGGUUCCAAUGCUACCAACCAAGGACGAGUUGAGGUUUUCCUCAACGGCCAGUGGGGCACAAUUUGUGAUGACAGCUUCGAUGAUACGGAUGCAAAUGUUGUCUGUUCAAUGCUGGGCUUUGGAAAGAAUGGUGGGGUGGCGAUGGGCAGUGCCUAUUUUGGAAGCGGAUAUUCUUCAAGUCCUAUCAUCUUGGACGAUCUAGGAUGCGAUGGAUCUGAACAUUCAAUUUUUGACUGCAGUCAUCGUGAAUUCGGGACAAACAACUGCGGUCACACCGAAGAUGCCGGUGUCAUUUGUACCUUAAAUGGAAAGAUACGUCUCUCUGGAAGUUCAAAUGCAUCAUAUUACAAAGGCCGUGUGGAGGUUUUCCUCAACGACCAGUGGGGAACAGUAUGUGAUGACAGCUUCGACAACGAUGAUGCUAUGGUUGUUUGUCAUAUGCUCGGAUUUAAAAGGUCCGGGGCGGUCGCAAAAUCAGGUGCGUAUUUUGGUGGAGGAUCAUCCAGCUUACCAAUUCAACUCGAUGACGUCAGCUGUUCCGGAAGGGAACAGAGUAUUGUUGACUGUAACCACACAGCUAUUGGUACAAAUGACUGCACGCACAGCGAGGACGCCGGUGUGAUUUGUCAGCUGUAUUAAACUGGAUGUGCAUGAGGUGAAGCAGAAACUACACUUUACCAUGCGUCUUCUUCAGGAAUUGUUUCGAAGAUUCUUGCAAAUUGAAUUACUUUAUUCUUAUAGUUUUUAAUAAAUAUUGCACAAAAUGA